AUGUCCGGAGGUCCAGUGCCAGUGUGGAAGAAAUACACAUCCCGUCCGCAGGGAAUAUGGGAAACGUUGAGAAAGAUACUCGUGCUCGUCCCCAAUAGAUCAUCAGGUAAUCCGCUAGUGUCCCUUUUCCGCGCAACACCACCAGGUGAACGAAUCACAGAGGCAAGCCAGUACGAAGAGCCAUUCACGGUGCCAGCGGGGGACAUCAAGAACAACCCAUACCACCAGCGCGACUAUCGUCGUAACUAUCCGCAGUUGCAUGCGUUUGACCAGACGAAGAUUUCAGGCUUGCUCACCUUGGGCUCGGAAGCAGCUCCGCGCGUCUCCAUCGGCGACAAGGGCACCCAGGAGUUAUCGACGUUUACUGCCCCGGGCGAAGUUGUCAGCUUGAGCUCUACAUUGACCAAGAUUCCCGAGUCGGUCGUCAAGGGCCAGAUUUUGGGGUCGUCGGGCGAACCUAUCGUUGCGCCAAGUUUGCACAAGUUCAAAUGGCAGAUCUUGCCUGAGAAUGUCCAUGGGAUGUAUCCUGAUAAGUACCCGGUGCGUAUCUUCACUGAGGUCAGGCUGGGCGAAACACAGCCUCUUCAACAGAGCACUACCCCAAUCUAA
Lodderomyces beijingensis is the source of this 609-nucleotide messenger RNA. NCBI's taxonomy places the organism in Eukaryota, Fungi, Ascomycota, Pichiomycetes, Serinales, Debaryomycetaceae. The record is from the annotation of a GenBank genome assembly.